GAAGGAUUUUUGUGUAUAAAUAAGAGAGGAGGAGUUGUAAAGGAAAGAAGAGAAGAGGUAAUAUAAGUGAUAUUGCAGAGUGAUUAUUGAUGGCUUCGUUGACGAUGGUGCAAGGUGGAGGUAUGGAUGAACGGUGUGUUCAGAAAAGCUACUGGAUGGAACACACGACAGAGUUGUCGGUAGAGUCGAUGAUGUUGGAUUCAAACGCCUCUCAUCUCGACAAGGAAGAGAGACCAGAAGUUUUGUCUUUACUACCAGCAUAUGAAGGAAAAUCAGUAGUAGAACUUGGAGCAGGUAUUGGAAGAUUCACAGGAGAAUUGGCCAAGCAAGCUGGUCAGUUACUUGCUGUGGAUUUCAUUGAGAGUGCUAUAAAGAAGAAUGAGAACAUUAAUGGGCACCACAAGAAUGUCAAGUUCAUGUGUGCUGAUGUCACAUCUCCGAACUUGCAGAUUUCUGAAGGGUCUGUUGAUCUGAUUUUCUCGAAUUGGUUACUCAUGUAUCUUUCCGAUGAGGAGGUUGAGAAUUUAGCAGGAAGGAUGAUCAAAUGGUUAAAAGUAGGUGGAUAUGUGUUCUUCAGAGAAUCAUGUUUCCACCAAUCUGGAGAUUCCAAGAGAAAAUGCAACCCAACUCACUACAGGGAACCUAGAUUUUACACCAAGGUGUUUAAAGAGUGCCAUAAGAUUGAUGAUAGAGGGAAUUCCUUUGAACUUUCGCUUAUUGGCUGUAAAUGCAUUGGAGCUUAUGUAAGAAACAAGAAGAAUCAAAACCAGAUUUGUUGGAUAUGGCAAAAAGUGAGAUCACAAGAUGAUAGGAGGUUCCAGCGGUUCUUAGAUAGUGUUGAGUAUAAUCACAAGGAUAUUUUACUCUAUGAGAGUGUUUUUGGCCAAGGCUUUGUGAGCACAGGAGGACUUGAAACAACAAAGGAAUUUGUGGCAAAGUUGGGACUAAAACCAGGCCAAAAAGUUUUGGAUGUUGGUUGUGGUACUGGGGGAGGUGACAUUUACAUGGCUGAAAAUUUUGAUGUUGAGGUAGUUGGCAUUGACCUGUCCAUAAACAUGAUUUCUCUUGCCAUUGAACGUGUAAUUGGGCUCAAAUGUUCAGUAGAAUUUGAAUGUGCAGAUUGCACUAAAAAUUCAUACCCUGAGAAUACAUUCCAUGUAAUCUAUUCCCGUGACACAUUGCUACACAUCAAAGAUAAACCAUCACUAUUUAGAUCAUUUUACAAAUGGUUGAAGCCUGGAGGUACACUUCUAAUUACUGAUUACUGCAAAAGUGUAGGAAGUCUAUCAGUAGGAUAUGCUGACUACAUACAAAAGGGAGGAUACUAUAUCCAUGAGAUGAAAACAUAUUCUCAGAUGCUCGAAAAUGCUGGAUUUAAUGAUGUCAUUGCCGAGGAUCAAUCUAAUUUGUUCAUGAAAACACUACAACAGGAAUUAAAUGCCCUUGAGAGCAAGAAGGAUGAUUUCAUUGAUGAAUUCUCGAAGGAAGACUACAAUAAAAUUAGUGAAAGAUGGAAGGCCAAGCAGAUGAGGGGUGCAGAUGGUGAACAAAUAUGGGGUUUGUUCAUUGCCCAGAAGAAAUGAUGCUUAAUUCUCUCAUCAUAUCUCUUAUUAUGCCUAUAUAUUUUGUUCAGUAGUAUGAACAGUUUUCCAGAUGACAGUUUGUAAAACUAUUUUGUUGUUAUUUAUAUCUUUUGAGAAAAGAAUGUUUGUGCAUUCUAGCACAAGAUAAACGAAACUUCUAUAUAUCCUCUUCCAUUUGAAUGUGAUGUUCAUGACUAA
Molecule: messenger RNA, 1781 nt
Organism: Vigna angularis (adzuki bean)
Lineage: Eukaryota; Viridiplantae; Streptophyta; Magnoliopsida; Fabales; Fabaceae
Product: phosphoethanolamine N-methyltransferase
Exons: 12
Coding region: 90-1583 (497 amino acids)
Biological process (GO): phosphatidylcholine biosynthetic process
Molecular function (GO): phosphoethanolamine N-methyltransferase activity
Source: RefSeq, a predicted model, not a curated record